GCCGGGCAGCGCGUCCGGCGCCGCGUGGCAGAGCGGCAGCGUCCCGCCGCACUCCCGAUAACUUCCGCGGUCUCAGCAGCCUCUGCGCGUGGCCCUGCUUCCGUUUUUCUGUUUACCUGGUGGAAGCAGGUUUUGGGAUCGUGAUGGAGGCGGCAGUUCCGAGGCCCACGCGCAUCCUGGUGACAGGUGGCAGCGGCUUGGUGGGCAGGGCCAUUGCGCAGGUGGUGGCCGAUGGGGAGGGCCGUGCAGACGAGGAGUGGAUCUUUGUGUCCUUUAAGGAUGCCGACCUGACGAGCGCCGCCGAGACCCGGGCCCUCUUUGAGAAGCACCAACCCACCCACGUGAUCCACUUGGCUGCUAUGGUUGGCGGCCUCUUCAAAAACAUCCGCUGCAACCUGGAUUUCUGGAGGAGGAACAUCCACAUCAACGACAACGUCCUGCACACAGCCUAUGAGUGCGGCGUGCGCAAGGUCGUCUCCUGCCUCUCCACCUGCAUCUUCCCGGACAAGACCACCUAUCCCAUCGAUGAGAGCAUGAUUCACAACGGGCCUCCGCACAGCUCCAACUUUGGCUACUCGUAUGCCAAGAGGAUGAUCGAUGUCCAGAAUAGGGCCUAUUUUGAGCAGCAUGGCUGCUGUUUCACCGCCGUCAUCCCCACCAACGUCUUCGGGCCCCAUGACAACUUCAACAUUGAGGAUGGCCAUGUCCUGCCAGGCCUCAUCCACAAGGUCUACUUGGCCAAACAGACCGGCUCCCCGCUGACUGUUUGGGGCACAGGAAAACCUCGGAGACAGUUCAUCUACUCCCUGGACCUGGCUCGACUCUUCCUUCAUGUCCUGCGGGAAUACGAUGAGAUAGAGCCCAUCAUUUUGUCAGUCGGAGAAGAAGAUGAGGUUUCCAUCAAGGAGGCAGCGGAGACGAUCGCGGAAGCCAUGGACUUCAAGGGAGAGCUUGUUUUUGAUGCGACCAAGGCUGAUGGGCAGUUCAAGAAGACGGCCAGCAAUGGCAAAUUGAGGCGCUGCCUGCCCGGCUUUCAGUUUACUCCCUUCAAACAAGCUGUGAAGGAGACCUGCGCCUGGUUCACUGCCAACUACGCCAACGCGAGGAAGUGACAGGCACAGCACGGCC
Molecule: messenger RNA, 1128 nt
Organism: Tinamus guttatus (white-throated tinamou)
Lineage: Eukaryota; Metazoa; Chordata; Aves; Tinamiformes; Tinamidae
Gene: GFUS
Product: GDP-L-fucose synthase
Biological process (GO): nucleotide-sugar biosynthetic process
Molecular function (GO): GDP-L-fucose synthase activity
Source: RefSeq, a predicted model, not a curated record